AUUCUGCAAAAGCUGCCCGGAACAGGCUUUCCUCUGAAAAGCAGUGCCGUUCCUUUUUAGAAAGACUGAAUCUAAAUGUUGUCUCUGGAGACGAGAAGCCUUCAGUAUGUUAAAUUACUUUCAUUAUGUAUUUUCAGAUGCUUAUUGAUUCCACAGUAGGAAGAGUGAGAGACUGCAGCAGCCUCUAAGCAGCACUACAUGUUCCAUACAUUAGCAGUACUGCUGAAACAAUGGCACACUACAGACACAUAUUUUCAUUAAGGUCAUUUUCGAAGAGAUGUUUAUGACCCUCUUCCCCCAGUCCUCUACUAACAAGUGAACAAAAUGAAUCAAUCCAAACUGGAAAUGCUUCAACUACAUCAAGAAUUUAUCAAAUCUUUAGCAGAGGGCCGAUAGCAGCUAAUUCAGUAUUUACAACUGACAAUAUGAAGAAUGCAAUUGACUGAGCAUCUCCCUAGCUGUCUGAACUACGAACUGCAAGAUGUUCUUGUAACACGACUUUAAGACAUUAAGGAGUUAAAACCAGGGAAUAGGUCUACAUUACUGAUGGAAUAUAAAAAAUCAACUGUAUCCUAAGAAGAUGCUACAUAAAAUAACCACAAAAAGAAAAACAAUAUAACUGUAAAAGCCUGAAAAGAAUUUUUAAAAGGGGAAGUUUAUACUUUCAUAUACCAGAAUUGUGGAAGUUACUGAUUCUGGAAGACAUAAUGAAACAUUAAUUUCCAAAAAGAAAAGAAAAUACUUUAUCAGCACACAAAAGGAAGAUUUAGGAAGUGUUUUCAGCACUAAAUAUUCAGAUAUUCAUAUCAAUUGGUAUGACUAAUGGAUUUUUCUAUCUGACUUUUAUGACCAAUUAUGUAUCCUCUUCUAAUGAAAACAAACAAAAUUAAACAGCAGAUGGUUUUUAUCAAAAGGACAUGGCCUGGAUUUAUAAUAUAAAGCAAGUUAUGUGAUCAAGAAAUCAUUUCAAAAUAGUGAGCACUGCUAUUAAAAACAGAUUUACAAUGGUAACAAAAGGAUGUCUAAAUAUAUUUUAGAAGCUACAAACGUUAUGUUUCCUUUUUUGUUUUCACAUAUUCUGGAAAAUAAAGAAAUAUUAUCAUGUACUCCAUCAAAGGGAAACAUAAUUCCUAUCAUCUGAGGAAAUUCCUCUUGGCCGUGACUUUUUAAAGCAAAACAAAUACAAAUAUUAUGUACUGUUCUUUAGAAAUCCAUCAGCCAACUAAAUCUCAUAAUGCAUGCAGUUGAAGUAUUGGAGAGAAAACGAAAGAAUUCCUACAAGACAUGAAAUAAAACACAGCUACUUCACUGUUGUCAGGUAAAAAUUCAUGUCAAAAUCUGUCAAUGAUAUCAUGUAUCAAUUUGCCAAAAACUGUCAUAGUGAACCAAAAGGCCCAUAAGGCAACAGCAAACAGGGAAAAAAACCAACUGCUCCAAAAGAAUGUGUUUUUCUCCCAUUCUGGAAAUCAACAUGCAGUCUGAAUCUAACAUUACAGUGCGAGAUGACAUUGAUGACAUCAACACCAAUAUGUACCAACCACUAUCAUAUCCGUUAAGCUUUCAAGUGUCUCUCACCGGAUUUCUUAUGUUAGAAAUUGUGUUGGGACUUGGCAGCAACCUCACUGUAUUGGUACUUUACUGCAUGAAAUCCAACUUAAUCAACUCUGUCAGUAACAUUAUUACAAUGAAUCUUCAUGUACUUGAUGUAAUAAUUUGUGUGGGAUGUAUUCCUCUAACUAUAGUUAUCCUUCUGCUUUCACUGGAGAGUAACACUGCUCUCAUUUGCUGUUUCCAUGAGGCUUGUGUAUCUUUUGCAAGUGUCUCAACAGCAAUCAACGUCUUUGCUAUCACUUUGGACAGAUAUGACAUCUCUGUAAAACCUGCAAACCGAAUUCUGACAAUGGGCAGAGCUGUAAUGUUAAUGAUAUCCAUUUGGAUUUUUUCUUUUUUCUCUUUCCUGAUUCCUUUUAUUGAGGUAAAUUUUUUCAGUCUUCAAAGUGGAAAUACCUGGGAAAACAAGACACUUUUAUGUGUCAGUACAAAUGAAUACUACACUGAACUGGGAAUGUAUUAUCACCUGUUAGUACAGAUCCCAAUAUUCUUUUUCACUGUUGUAGUAAUGUUAAUCACAUACACCAAAAUACUUCAGGCUCUUAAUAUUCGAAUAGGCACAAGAUUUUCAACAGGGCAGAAGAAGAAAGCAAGAAAGAAAAAGACAAUUUCUCUAACCACACAACAUGAGGCUACAGACAUGUCACAAAGCAGUGGUGGGAGAAAUGUAGUCUUUGGUGUAAGAACUUCAGUUUCUGUAAUAAUUGCCCUCCGGCGAGCUGUGAAACGACACCGUGAACGACGAGAAAGACAAAAGAGAGUCUUCAGGAUGUCUUUAUUGAUUAUUUCUACAUUUCUUCUCUGCUGGACACCAAUUUCUGUUUUAAAUACCACCAUUUUAUGUUUAGGCCCAAGUGACCUUUUAGUAAAAUUAAGAUUGUGUUUUUUAGUCAUGGCUUAUGGAACAACUAUAUUUCACCCUCUAUUAUAUGCAUUCACUAGACAAAAAUUUCAAAAGGUCUUGAAAAGUAAAAUGAAAAAGCGAGUUGUUUCUAUAGUAGAAGCUGAUCCCCUGCCUAAUAAUGCUGUAAUACACAACUCUUGGAUAGAUCCUAAAAGAAACAAAAAAAUUACCUUUGAAGAUAGUGAAAUAAGAGAAAAAUGUUUAGUGCCUCAGGUUGUCACAGACUAGAGAAAAGUCUAAGUUUCACCAAAUCCACAUUCAAAUGAGUUUUAAAUUUAAAUUGUAAAAACUGAUAUUACUGCCAAAUAUAAGAAAAAUAUUUUAAGUAUUGGUUAUGUUGUAAAUUUUCAAUGUGAAUGUCAAUUAGAUAGGUCAUAUAUAUUCAAUUUCUUCAUUACUUAAUGUAUUUGUUGCAUGGCAGUUUGUUAAAGUACUAUCAUGUGUAUAUUUUGUCAAUAUUAUGUCCAACAGAAAAUAUUCAUGUAAGUCAUAUUUUUUAAGGAAUAAAUACAUAGCCUUAAAACAGUGUAUAACUUUAAAAUGUAACUGACAUAGGUAUCCUUGCUUUAUUUUUUAAGUUAAAAUGCAUUGUUUCUAAGCCACAAACUACAGAUAUAUUUAGAUUACAACUGGAGUAGCAUUUUAAUCUAAAAACCAAAAUUAUGGGCUCAAAACAAUCCAGUAUUUUCCAUACCACUAUGCUAUGUUUCCUGGUAUAGUGUAUUUGCUAUAUUUGAUGCAUCAAAAAUAAUUAAGUACGUAUGAAGCUUUAUUCUUUUAAAUGUAAAAAAUCAUAGAAUUUAUCAAAAUUUUAAAAUUAAUGAACCAAAAAAACCUCUGUAUACACACCAAAAUAGAGAAACUUUAAAAUUCAUGUUUACUAGGAAAAAAAAGAUUGAUUUUCUAAGUUCAAGGACAGUAUGCCUAUAAUAUACAAAUGAAAUGAAACUAAAGGGAAGGAAGAAUACUAAAACACCAGCCUCUUUCUUCCUUCCUCACUUUGCUUAAGUCUAAGCCAAAUGCUCUGGAUUAAUAUAGUGCGAUGAUUUAAAAAAAAAAAAAAAAAAACAGUACAUCAAAAUAAGCUGACUUCCUAACUUUAUUCAACUCAGCUCUUUUGUAUAAUAGAAAGUUAACUACCCAAAUCUGAAUACCAGGAAUGAAAAAAAAAAAAGACUUUAAAUCAU
Pan troglodytes (chimpanzee) is the source of this 3702-nucleotide messenger RNA. RefSeq names its product G protein-coupled receptor 22 (gene GPR22). Gene Ontology annotation, molecular function: G protein-coupled receptor activity; peptide binding. Gene Ontology annotation, biological process: cellular response to hormone stimulus; G protein-coupled receptor signaling pathway. The record is from RefSeq and is a predicted model, not a curated record. NCBI's taxonomy places the organism in Eukaryota, Metazoa, Chordata, Mammalia, Primates, Hominidae. The coding region runs from base 1442 to 2743 and encodes 433 amino acids. The transcript is spliced from 3 exons. Gene Ontology annotation, cellular component: plasma membrane.